Lutzomyia longipalpis is the source of this 3358-nucleotide messenger RNA. Its product is annotated as P protein-like. The record is from RefSeq and is a predicted model, not a curated record. Gene Ontology annotation, biological process: transmembrane transport. NCBI's taxonomy places the organism in Eukaryota, Metazoa, Arthropoda, Insecta, Diptera, Psychodidae. The coding region runs from base 670 to 3216 and encodes 848 amino acids. Gene Ontology annotation, cellular component: membrane. The transcript is spliced from 5 exons.
AAUUGUGAAUAAAAAAAAAUGUGGAAAUGCUAUCAGUUUCGGGUACUGGUGCUUUUCAUUCACAUUUCCACGCUUUUCGCCGGAAAAGCACGGCAACUGCCGAUAAUCCACACAUCUGGAUGGAAAGUUGCGAUUCUCUGUGAGAAAAUAUCGCAGUUUGUACCCUCCAACGGUGGGAAUAAGUUGUGCCCCAACGGACGGGAUUUUUUUCUUUGAUAGAAACCGCGCUAUUUUUAGGCCCCCUUUCAUUUUUCGAGAGGUGCCGCGCAUUUUAUAUAAAAAAAUCCCAAUUCGAUUUUUUCUUCAUUUAAGGGGUGGAAAAACAAUAAAAAACGUUCUCCUCCCACUCUGUGAGGAGUUAAAGUGAGGCGGGAAAAUUAUCAGACUCAUAUAUUUUCACCUUCGUGCGAUCCCUUUGAUUAGAGAGAGCUCUAGAGAAUAAUUCAGUGCGCAAGUGCUCCGCCAUCCCACCUUUGGGGCUCCUUCGUAGAAAGCCUCCAUCAGUGACUAUUUAUAAGUUGACCAUAAUGCGUGUCUCCUCUUGGAAAACUUUGAACAAAUAAUAAAAGAAAAAAGUUCAGGGUUGUCUCCUCUUCCUCCUCGUGGAUAUUUUUGAACUUCCUAAAAGGAUCUUCCGAGAAAAUUCAUUUGAAAAAAAUAAAUAAAUAAAUGGGGCUACUGAGGCGCAAUAAAAAGGGGCCACAGGACGCCCAGGGGAGCCAGAAGACUAAAAAGUCACGGCGAAAAUCAUUUUUCUCCCUCAUUUCCCCCAGUGAUGUCACCGAAGGAUCCCUCCAGGUGUGGGCGGGUUUACCGCCAAAAAUUCGUCAGGAUCCCAGCUUGGCGUCCUUCCAGAUGGAGCACAAUCGUCUACAUGGUGAAUCGCACGACGAGAACUCGGAUGAGAUUCACAAUGAGGAGAUCGCGAUGGCGAGCAAUGAGGAUGGUGAUGGAUCUUCCGAUCAUUCGGAAUCCUUUAUCACGAUCAAAGUACCGAGUUCCUCGAACCAGGAGCCCACCACGAAGCCCGAUGAGCAUGAAAUCAGUUCCCACCCAAACCCUCCCCAUCAUACACCUGAAUCCCACCAUUCACCCCACAAUCUCCCACACAAUGCCCACUUCUAUCUUCAUCAUGAUGAUCACACAAACCUCAAGGAGGAUCCCCUGUACAGGAAGUACCUCAAAUCGGGCUUCCUAAUCAUCUGCUGGUUCACCUUUGCCAUCAUCCUGAUGAUGAAGAAGGAGAAAAUUUUGACCACAAAGACCCUCGCAGUGCCUGCAAAUGAUUUCAAGGGCUACGAAUUUCGUCCAAUGCCUGAGAAUCGUGUCCUGGUCACAAUGGAAGGAACAUUCCUUCCCACAGAGUACUCAAAUGAGACCACAGAGUACCUAUCGGUUGCCCUUCAGCUGGUAACCUUUGCAGCUGAUACCAAUGACACCAUAAGCGUGGAUGAGGCACAAUUGUUGGAGAAUAUCGGGGAUGUCUGGAGGGUUCCUCUCGUGAAGCCAGAAGACGUUGACAAAGCUCCAAUGGUGACGAAAAAGCACCACUUCACAGUUGUCUCUGAGCACAUUGCCUACGAUAAUCCAGAUCUGGGAGUAAGGAUCAAGAUGUGGACAACAAACUUCGAUCAGGACUUUGCCGUCAAGGUAACGUACGACGUUGAACCGAUGAAUGUGGAAGUUGGUGUGAUCUAUGCUGCACUGAUCAUGGUUCUGCUCUAUGUUCUGAUCAUCUGGGAGAUCGUGCAUCGCACCUUUGCCACGGUCAUCAUGUCAACCCUUGCUGUUGCGAUCUUAGCCGGUCUUGACGAUCGUCCACAAUUCAGGGAAAUAAUCGAUUGGCUGGACAUUGAGACGAUCAUGCUUCUCUUCUCCAUGAUGAUCUUCGUUGCAGUUUUAACGGAAACAGGAGUUUUUGACUACAUAGCCGUUUAUACGUUUAAAGGAACUGGCGGUAGAAUAUGGCCACUGAUCCAUGGACUUUGUGCCAUAACCGUUAUUGUGUCAUCUUUCCUAGACAACGUGACAACGCUGCUCCUCCUAGCACCGAUCAGUAUAAAACUCUGCGAAGUCGUUGAACUCAAUCCCGUUCCCAUCCUCAUGGCAAUCAUCGUUCAUGCAAAUAUCGGCGGAACUCUUACUCCUAUUGGUGAUCCUCCAAACAUCCUCAUCACCUCCAAUCACUACAUCGCCAAGCACGGGGUAACCUUUCUCACCUUUACCCUCCACAUGGCUGUUGGAGUGAUCAUCGUCGGCAUUCAAACCAUGAUUCAGCUUAGAUUCAAAUACCGCAAUAUCUCGGAUUUGCGCCUGAAGAUCCCAGCCCAGAUUCAAGAUUUGCGUCGUGAGAUUGCCGUGUGGAAACGUGCAGCAGCUUCACUGUCAUCCUACUCCAAGGAUGCCGAUCUCGUGCGUGAGACUCUCAUGAAGAAGGUGAAAAUUCUGCAGCAUCAACUGAAGAAGAAAUCCAUCACAGGAGCUGUGGAGACAGAUCUCUACAAAUCUACACUGGAUGAGCUACAAAAGACCUAUCCCAUCAAGAAUAAGACACUUCUGAUUAAGACAGGGAUUGCUCUCAUCUUCACCAUUGUUCUCUUCUUCGUGCAAUCCAUUCCCAAUUUGCAGCGUCUCACUCUUGCGUGGUCUUCCCUCCUGGGCAUGCUGCUACUCCUCGUCAUAACCUCAAAAGAUCACCCUGAAGCUUUUGAGUCCAUUGUGUCGCGUAUCGACUGGGCUGUGCUACUCUUCUUUGGCGCUAUGUCCUGCAUCAUCGAAGCUGUGUCCAGGUUGGGUUUCAUCCAUUGGAUUGGGAAGCAAACUGAGACGGUUAUCAUGUCCUGUUCGGAGGAGUCUAGACUGGCUGUCGCCAUUAUUAUUAUCCUGUGGGUGUCAGCCAUUACGUCUGCAUUCGUCGAUAGCAUUCCUGUUACAACAAUGAUGAUCCGCGUUGUGGUGUCCUUAGCUGAGAAUCCAGCUCUUGGCCUUCCACUACAGCCAUUAGUCUGGGCUCUGGCUUUUGGACCAUGCCUGGGAGCCAAUGGAACCCUCGUUGGUGCUUCGGGGAAUGUCUGCGCGGCAGGAAUUGCUGAGCAUCAUGGAUACAAAAUUUCCUUCAUUGAGUACUUCAAAUUUGGCUUUCCAUUGAUGUUGGGCAGUGUUAUCGUCACAACUGGCUACUUAAUGGUGUCUCAUGUACUUUUUACCUGGCACUAGGCCACACCUAAGCAGCACCAUAUCUUUUUUGGACAACUUUAUUCCCACCACCCCCUAUUUUUAUGUAUUUUAUGUACACCACUUUCAGACAAGGGAUGGUAAUGUAGGAAAAUAAAGAAAAUCUAUAUUGUAUGUUUAGUAA